AUCAAAUUAUUCUCCGGUUAAUUCAGAUAUCACCAUCAACGCACAUACAUAUAAAUUGCCGAUCGGAUCGGAUCCAUGGCGGCCGGCGGCGGUGGCAGGAGGGCGUGGGUGGUGGACGUGGAGAAGACGCUAAACGAGGCCGACGCGUCGGUGGAGGUGUCGCGGUGGCAGCGCCACUGCAUCUACCGCGUGCCGGCGUGCAUCAAGGACCUCAACCCCAAGGCGUACCGGCCGCAGGUCGUGUCGCUGGGCCCCUUCCACCACGGCGACGCCGAGCUGCGGCCGAUGGAGGAGCACAAGCGCCGGGCGCUGCGUCACCUGCUGCGGCGGGCCAGGCAGCCCCUGGAGGAGUUCGCGGCCGCCGUGGAGGAGGUGGCGGAGCAGCUGGAGAGCGCGUACCUGGACCUCGGCGCCGAGUGGCGCGGCUCGGACGGCGGCAGGGAGAGGUUCCUGGAGAUGAUGAUCGUCGACGGGUGCUUCCUGCUGGAGGUGAUGAGGGCUGCCGGCCCUGGCCUGAAGCAGAACGUCGACUACGCGCCCAACGACCCCAUCUUCAGCAGCCACGGCGUGCUCUACAUGGUGCCCUACAUCCGCCGCGACAUGCUCAUGCUCGAGAACCAGCUGCCGCUGCUCCUGCUCGAGAGGCUCGUCGCCGUCGAGACCUCCAAACCUCCGAACGAUGACGUCAUCAACAGGACGGUGCUAAGGUUCCUGUCUCCGACGUCCCAUCUGCCGCCGGCCGGCGUCGGUCUGGGGCUCCACCCGCUCGACGUGUACCGCCGGAGCAUGCUCGGCACGUACCAGACGCGGCCUGGCUGGAACAACGAGCCGGAGACGGACAUCAUCCGGUCGGCGGUGGAGCUGUACGAGGCCGGGAUCCGGUUCAAGAAGAGCAACUCGGAUAGCCUCCACGACAUCCGCUUCCGGCACGGCGUGCUGAGCAUGCCGGCGGUGUCCGUCGACGACUCCACCGAGUACAUGCUCCUGAACAUGAUGGCGUUCGAGCGGCUGCACGUCGGCGCGGGCAACGACGUGACGGCGUACGUUUUCUUCAUGGACAACAUAAUCGACUCGGCCAAGGACGUGGCGCUGCUGAGCUCCAAGGGGAUCAUCCAGAAUGUCGUCGGCAGCGACAAGGCAGUGGCGAAGCUGUUCAACAGCAUCUCCAAGGACGUGGUGCUGGAGCCGGAGAGCCGGCUCGACGCCGUGCACCGGCAUGUGAACGCCUACUGCCGGAAGCCGUGGAACAUGUGGCGGGCCAACCUCAUCCACACCUACUUCCAGAGCCCCUGGGCGUUCCUCUCCCUCGCCGCCGCCGUCUUCCUCCUCGUCAUGACCAUCAUGCAGACCGUCUAUACCGUGCUGCAAUUCUACCAGCAGGGGAACGGCAGUGACAGCUCGUCGGCGGCGCCAGCUCCAAUGUGAUCUUUGCAGCGCAGAUUUUGUGUUCGUCUGCAUGCGCGCCGGCACCAUGUACAUUGGUGACCUGUUUGAGUUGGUUUUGCCCUUUCUUAAGGUGUGGUGUGUUCAAUGUU
Messenger RNA from Phragmites australis (common reed), 1535 nucleotides. Its product is annotated as UPF0481 protein At3g47200-like. The coding region runs from base 76 to 1425 and encodes 449 amino acids. The transcript is spliced from 2 exons. NCBI's taxonomy places the organism in Eukaryota, Viridiplantae, Streptophyta, Magnoliopsida, Poales, Poaceae. The record is from RefSeq and is a predicted model, not a curated record.